Molecule: messenger RNA, 501 nt
Organism: Seminavis robusta
Lineage: Eukaryota; Bacillariophyta; Bacillariophyceae; Naviculales; Naviculaceae
Source: the annotation of a GenBank genome assembly
AUGGACAGCAUUGCGAGGACUGUGGCUGACUAUGCCCUCAUUACCAAGCACUCCAAACGAAGCAGCAAUCCGAAUUGGCAUCGAAAUAGCAGCGGCACCAGUAGUAGAACCGAUGCCUCCCCAGAGCUACCAUUUGUGGUUGGUGCUGGCCUUGGCCGCACUGGGACUCAUUCCCUACAGGCAGCGUUAGCAACUCUUGGCUACCGCAGUCGAUUCCACAUGAGCGAAAUAAUGGGUCGUUAUGUUUCUCCGGAACCUUGGUUUGAGCUUGCAAGAACUGAAAGGGACACUGGAGUAAAGAACAAGACAUUGGCCUUGCAGGCAGCACAAUCUGUGAUUGAUCAAGGAUACAGGGCCACAACUGACUAUCCUUGUUGCCUGCUCUACCCAGAGUUCCUAGAGCUCACAGAUGGCAAAGUCAUUUUAUCGGUCCGUUCCAAUGCAAGUGGUUGGAAGAAAUCCAUAUUGGAAACACUUGCAGUUCUUCCACGUCCAUUUUUC